GCUCAGAUGCUGAUUUACUCCCACAUGAGAGAACAAAGAGAGUGUUUCUACAAACACAGAUGAGAGUCCAACAACAUCAGCGAGACACACAGACGCUCCUCAGACACUAGUGAAUCAAUCAUCCAUUCUCGUACAGCCAUGGCAAACACGAGUCUCCAGGUGAUGGGUCUGAUGCUGGCCAUCGCAGGCUGGGCGUUUGGGAUCCUGGUCUGUGUCGCCCCCUGGUGGCGCGUGUCGGCGUUCGUGGGGGACGAGCUGCUGGUGUCGCAGGUGCUGUGGGAGGGGCUGUGGAUGACGUGUCUGUCGCAGUGGGGCCGCCUGCAGUGUAAAGUCUAUGACUCCGGCCUCGCCCUCUCAAGCUCCGCCCAGACGUGCCGUGGCCUGUGCGUAUUGUCGCUGCUCCUCUGUCUGCUGGCGGUUCCGCUCAGUGUGGUCGGGCUGAAGUGCACGCGCUGCCUCGGAGACGCUCACGAGUCCAAGGCUCGGAUGGUGCGGGUCAGCGCGGUGCUUUUCCUCCUAGCUGCGUUUUUCUUCCUCUUGCCGGUGUGUUGGACCGCGUACGUCAUCAUACGGGAUUUCUACGACCCGAAUGUCGCCGCGCCGUUCAAGCGUGAGCUCGGACCGGCGCUCUACCUGGGAUGGGGUGUGACCGUGAUGAUGCUGGUGGGCGGGGCUAUGCUAUAUUUGGGCUCCGCCUCCCCCGGAGGUCCAGCCAUGCCUGUUUUUGGAAGAGGAGGAAAAGCGAACCCUCCCUCCACGGCAGAGAGCAAACCGGAGAAAGUUUUUGUGUAAAGGACAUCAACCUGGAUAAACUGUGUCCUAGUGGUCGCAUAGAAAUUCAGGAAUUUCAUUAUUUACUCACUGUCAUUUCAUUCAAAAACUGUAUGUGGAUAUUGUUUUCUGUGGAACACAAAAUGAGAGUUCUGCAUAAACUUUAUGCAGCUCCUUUGAUUUGACUCUUUAAUAACCAUUCUCAUGGAAAUUUGUUUUUAGCCCCCCACAGAUGCUACAACAUAAACAUACAGCUUAUGUACAACAUAGAAACACAAUUCACCCAUAAUAGAAGAAAAAUGAAAGCAAAAAAACACAUUCUCCAACUAAAACAACACAAAACCUGAUAAAACAACCAUUAAAAAUUCCAAAUGACUCAUCUAUUGAAGCAAUAUAAGAGCUUUGUGCAAGGAACAGACCUGAAUUUCCCAAAACAAGUGUGCCAGUAUGCGGAAUGGAGAUUUUGUAUAAAUAAUGACCAAAAUGUGAGUCUGUUCAUCACAAACGGCUACAAUAUGACUUAAGAAGCUUUGAAACAUGCAUAGAUUGCUUUUAUGACACUUACAAAAGGUUAGUACUUUCAGUCCUUGAUUCUGAUUGGCCAAUAGCUAUGUUUUAUUCACGAUAAAACACGCGUCGGCUACGACCGCUUCACCCAACGAUUCUGUGUAUCACUACACAACACCCUUAGCAACCACUCUUAGUAACGUAAAGAUGUUCGUUCUCAUUGAUAUUGUUCAUUGAAGCUUACUAUAUUAUAUAGAGUAGAGUAUUGUGAGAGAGAGAGAUCGAGUGAGCGAGUGAAUUACCUGCAUUUAGAUUUAGCAUUUUCCUCAGUCCUAUGUUUGAAUGAUCACUGCGAUAUCUUGUCUUUUUAACGCUUAAUGGGCUUUCAUGUGCUCUGACACUGACAGUUGCGUCUUGCUCCGUGUUCAAAACAAGUUUCUGUCCUUUCAAUAUAAAAGUCUUCGCUUCUGACUAACUCACUCACAAAGACAAUCUUUGCCGCCAUCUAAUGGCGUAAUAAUGUAACUUCUGUUGCUGUUCACUGACAGGAACUACUUUUUUCCAGCGGAAGGAGUGAUUUUAUUUAUUUUACUUCAUGAAAGUUGCAUUGAUACAUAUUUUUUGGCUUUAAUGUUUGUAUUGUGUGGUAACCGUUUUAUAAAAGCAAUAAGGUACGAGAGGCUGUGCUGUAUCAUGAAUAAGUCACGGCUGAAGGGGUUGUUAGGCAUGAUGCUUCAUGCCUAGUAACUUACUUAUGAUGCAUAUGUGUCAUUUUUUUUUGGAGCUGGACAGCUUGUCUUCAUACCAAAAUGAACAGUCAGAUGUUUUUUCAAAAUGACUACUUUUGUGUGCUAGAAAGAAAUAACACAUGGGUUUAUAAUUAACGACAUGAGGGAGAAUGAAUAUUUUUAUUUUUAGACAGUCCAGCUUUGUUAAGAAAUCUGUCCUUCAUAGACUGAAUCAGGGUACAUUUCCAAUUCAUAGAGCCUUUGGCAAUUUAUUUAGAUUUUUAAUUAAUCUUUUAUGUUAUAUGGAGGUCAGUUUAAGCUCUGUAAUUAGUUUACUUUUUUUUUGUUGCAUUACAGUCUCACAUAUUGUUUUUGUCUAUUUUUUCCAAUGCUCAGUGUAAUUAAUUAUUAUAUCUUAUGUAAUUUAUUUAUUGAUGUUACUAUUGUUUGUCUAAUAAACCUGAUAUAAUAAUGUA
Megalobrama amblycephala (Wuchang bream) is the source of this 2482-nucleotide messenger RNA. RefSeq names its product claudin-4 (gene cldn31). The transcript has 2 exons. The record is from RefSeq and is a predicted model, not a curated record. The coding region runs from base 139 to 792 and encodes 217 amino acids. Gene Ontology annotation, biological process: cell adhesion; bicellular tight junction assembly. Gene Ontology annotation, cellular component: bicellular tight junction; plasma membrane. Gene Ontology annotation, molecular function: structural molecule activity. NCBI's taxonomy places the organism in Eukaryota, Metazoa, Chordata, Actinopteri, Cypriniformes, Xenocyprididae.